Metarhizium robertsii ARSEF 23 is the source of this 651-nucleotide messenger RNA. Its product is annotated as Flavoprotein transmembrane component. Gene Ontology annotation, biological process: copper ion import; intracellular iron ion homeostasis; iron ion transport. Gene Ontology annotation, molecular function: ferric-chelate reductase activity. Bases 1 to 651 code for a protein of 216 amino acids. NCBI's taxonomy places the organism in Eukaryota, Fungi, Ascomycota, Sordariomycetes, Hypocreales, Clavicipitaceae. The transcript has a single exon. Gene Ontology annotation, cellular component: plasma membrane. The record is from RefSeq and is a predicted model, not a curated record.
AUGGCUCAGAAACAGGAAGAUGUUAGCCUCAGAGUCCUAUUGGAGGGUCCAUAUGGAGGUUUGCCUGGGCGCUGGUACAAGGGAUUUGACCGCACGAUACUCAUCGCAGGCGGCUCUGGGAUUUCAUUUACUUUCCCGCUUAUUGAGGAUUGGCUGAGUCGGCGUGAUUCCAACUCUACAAGUGAAUUAAAGGUCGUCUUGGCCACUAAAGAUGUGGAAAUGCGAAUAUGGUAUACCGAGGAGUUGCGGCGUGUUGCAGAGCGACAGCGCGGUUCUGGAACAACCGAGUUUCCCGGAGUAAGUAUACUUCUCUAUGAAACGUAUGAUACGGCCGUGGGAAUUCCAGUAUCAAGAACCACGUCUUCUGGUAGUGAUGAGGAGAAGGGCAAAGAGGAGCCAAGGGUACAGUCAUCUGCCGACUCAACUACCUCCCCCUUUGGCAUCAAGGCCUUCCGUGGACGCCCAGACACAGGAGCCACUGUUAGGGAGGCGUCACUCCAGCAGUCUGUUGGCACUGUUGGCAUUGCAGUCUGUGGACCAGCCGGAAUGGUGUACGACGUUGCAAGUGAGGCGGCAGCACAACAGCAACGUAUCCUGAGUGGACACGCUGGGGCGUCUGAGGUUUGGUUUCACUUGGAAUCAUUCUCGUAA